GCGCAAGUUCCUCCCGUAUUCAAGCCUCAGGCCUCCCAGCCAUUUUCGAACGUGUGCCAACGCACAAAUCUCAUUGAAGCUGACCGCCGCUUAUCCCCACUCACACGAGGCAAAGGCUGGUUCCGUGAUGUUCGGUUACGCCGAUCUGGAGAAGCUUACAUGCGAAGUAGCAAGCUCUAUCAGAAGGCCACGUCCAGACAAGCGGCCGGGACAGGGAAUGGCUUUGAGAAGCCAACGCUGCAUGAGCUGGCCGCAUACGAGGAGGAGCUACAGGCCCACCUCGAAGGGCUUCGGAAGAAGCUUGGCAGUGUGCCCAUGAACGAGAGACGUGAGAUCAGCCUCAGGUCUGCGGGUCCCGGCCAGGUCAUUGGAGCCAGGCUCAAGGGCCUCAAGAAGAGGGCCACUGAGCUUGAGAAGAAGCCACGCUCGGUGAUCAAAGGAACUCUGCGGUCAAGCCUGCUAGCUUGGCUGUGA
Molecule: messenger RNA, 474 nt
Organism: Symbiodinium pilosum
Lineage: Eukaryota; Dinophyceae; Suessiales; Symbiodiniaceae
Source: the annotation of a GenBank genome assembly